Musa acuminata AAA Group (dessert banana) is the source of this 1861-nucleotide messenger RNA. RefSeq names its product VQ motif-containing protein 4-like. The transcript has a single exon. The record is from RefSeq and is a predicted model, not a curated record. Bases 583 to 1299 code for a protein of 238 amino acids. NCBI's taxonomy places the organism in Eukaryota, Viridiplantae, Streptophyta, Magnoliopsida, Zingiberales, Musaceae.
ACCAACCUCUGACCUGCUUCGCUUCGUCAACAAAAGCUGCAAUAAGAAAUCACGCAACAGCUGAUGAACUCUCUCGUGUGUUUGCAUGUGCGCCAUUUUCACGUGAUUAAUUCUCUGUCUCUGUCGAAACAUGAUGUUGAAAGAAACCAUGCGCUUCCUUCGUCUUCCCAAAGAGCCAAACAUGAUCUUAGAGGCUGUAUGACUUCCUCUGUUGUUUAGUGCAGCAUUAGAAACACUUCAGCAAAGAUGAUAGAAAAUUAGAAAUCUCUCUCAACAGAACUCCAAAUCUGUAAGUAAUCUCUCUCUCGAAAUCUAUUAGUUGGCUCUUCUCUAAGGGUAAUUGAGGUAGAGAAAAAGAUCCAAUCUAAAUAAGAGAGAACAAGAAGAAUGAUAUCAUGCUGCGCCAUCACUUUAUUCUGGGAAAGAAGAAGCCGACCCAGAGUUCUUUUCUUUUUCUUCUUCUUGUAUUAACCUUCUCUUGCCCAGACGAACUGCUCUGUUCUUUCGCUCCCUCCCUCUUUGUUCCCUCUCCCUCUCUUCUUUACGGUAACUGUUCUUCCUUGUCCCUGUUCAUCUCCGUCGAUGGAAAUCGACCCAAAACCACGGGACGCAGCCAUCACCAGGAGUAGCAGCAACUACAGUAGCACCAACGGAGGAGCACCGGCAGCAAAACCACCUCCGUCGUCGCCAACAGCUGUACCACCUUUGACUCCACAGCCCAUUCCGAGGGCCUGCGAAGCGAAUCCGUGUCCGACGACCUUCGUUCAUGCCGACGCUUCCUCGUUCAAGCAAGUGGUCCAGAUGCUCACGGGCUCCGCCGAGACCGCCGCCGCCAACUCGACAGCUGAGAGAAGCUCGGUAGCUCCUGCCGCCAAGGUCACCGGCCCAAAGAAGGCCGCUUUCAAGCUCUACGAGCGGCGAAGCAGAGUCAAGAACCUCAAGAUGAUCGGCCCCCUGAUACCGACCUUGUUGGACUCCAACCCCAACUCCCCCGUCGGUGGCGCCGCCUUCUCUGCUCUCAAGCUGCCGGAGGUUCCCUCGCCCAGCACGCUGGACUUCCCUUCCCUGUCACUGAGCCCCGUCACUCCUCUGAUCCCGGACCCCUUCGAGCGGCCGCCGCUCAGGGGCACGGACUCCGCCAAGUGGGCCGAGGACCGGGCGAUCGCCGAGAAGGGAUUUUACCUUCAUCCGUCGCCGAGGACAGCGAGGAGAGACGGCCAGCCACCGCGGCUGCUGCCGCUGUUUCCGGUGACCUCCCCAAAGGCCUCCUCCAACUCGUAUCCUGCCACUUGUAAUUGAGAUGGUUCGACUCCAUGGCUGUUGAUGGCUACGUCCUGCUCUUUAUUUCCAUUUCAACCGUAAAAAUGGUUAGUCGUGGCUUUAUCUAAGUUAAAUGACUGCUUCUCUUUAGCUCUCGCUGAUGUGAUUGAAAGCCUGACAGCAGAGUCGAGGUAUCGACUCUUUCGAUCAACUUCUUAUCAUCUGCGCUCGGAUUAAGAUGUAACCGAGGUGCAUGUGUUCUUCCACUGUUCCACACCCCUUGGUGGAGAAUGAUUCUGUGAUGGUGGUGGGAGAGGAAUCGUGUGGAUGACGAACCACGUUCCGAAGAAGAACACUGCAUUUGUACGAAGGAAAAAUAUGUUCGGACUCGAGGGAGAAGAUCAACCACCAGAGGCUAGUGGAUCUGUGAGCAGAUAGAUUCAUCAUUAAAGAGUAUGCAAGGGAGAGCAAUGAUAUCGAAAGAGAGAGGAUUUGAUUUGUCUCGAGCGCCCAACGUCGUACAGGCCACCAUGAUCGAGAGAGAGAGAGAGAGAGAGAGAAGAGUAUGAGAAUGUCAUUCCUGUGUUCUUCUCGAAAGCCU